CAAAUACUUUAAUUUUGUGUCCCAUUAGAUCCCCUUUCCCCCCUAUUUAAGUCCUUUCAUAUCUUAUCUCUCUUUUCUAUGCUCUCUUCUCUCUCUCUCUCUCUCAAAAUUUCUUCCAACUUCAGAGCAUGGGAAAUCAUGGAGAAGUGCAGCUACACUUUGGGAAAGACGAAGAGGAAAGCAUGAAAGUUACCCCUAGAAGGCAAAUAAGCUCCGUGAACCUAAUCCAACAACAACCAAAAAGUAGCACAAAAACGAAAGGAACUUACCAAAGAUGGCUAAGAAUUGGUGUUUACAUUUUCUUGCUCCUUGCUGGCCAAUCAGUAGGAGUUAUGCUUGGGAGGCUCUAUUUUGACAAAGGUGGCAAUAGCAAAUGGUUGGCAACUUUAGUUUCACUAAUAGGCUUUCCCCUUCUCCUUCCACUCUACAUGAUAAAAUCACUCAAUACUUCACCUUCUUCUAAUAUCACCCUCCAAUCAAAUCCACCCACAUCACCUGCAAAACUUGCCUUUGUUUAUGUCUCUCUUGGCCUUCUUAUUGCUGUUGGUUGCUUUCUUUACUCUGUGGGAUUAAUGUACCUUCCUGUCUCAACUUACUCCCUUAUUUGUGCUUCUCAGUUGGCCUUCAAUGCCUUGUUUUCUUACUUCUUCAAUGGCCUUGUGUUCACCCCUUUCAUUGUUAACUCUCUUGUUCUUCUUACAAUCUCAUCCUCUCUCCUCAUCUUUAAUACCAACGAUCACGUCUCCGAUGGCACCGACCACCACCCUGUUUCUAGAGCUAAGUUUAUUACAGGAUUCAUUUGCACGGUGUUGGCCUCGGCUGGGUACGGGUUGAUGCUAUCUUUGACCCAACUAGCCUUCAAGAAGGUGAUAAAAAAGGAGAGUUUCAAGGCAGUAAUGGACAUGAUAAUUUACCAAUCAAUAGUUGCAAGUUCAGUCAUAUUCAUAGGGUUAUUUGCAAGUGGGGAAUGGAAAACUUUGAAAGGAGAAAUGGAUGAAUUCCAUUUGGGCAAAGUUUCAUACAUAAUGAUUUUACUUUGGACUGCAAUAAGUUGGCAACUUUUCACCAUUGGUUGUGUGGGUCUCAUCUUCGAUGUCUCUUCUCUCUUUUCCAAUGCCAUUAGUGUCUUGGGUUUGCCUAUUGUGCCUGUUUUUGCAGUCAUUUUCUUUCAUGACAAAAUGAAUGGAAUCAAAAUUGUGGCCAUGAUUUUGGCUGUGUGGGGUUUUGUUUCCUAUGGUUAUCAAAAUUAUCUCGAUGAUUUCAAGGACUCUUCUAAGGUCGAAAAUCGAGAUAACUCGAACGAGGUUUCAACGGAGAUUGUUCAUGUUCGACCAUGAUAUAUAUAUGAAUCAUAACAACGUACAUUGCUCCACCUUCUUUAGUUCCCGGUUGAAUAGGUAAGGACAAUCAAAACAAUGCCAACUUCAAGAUCAAUGAUGACUCGUAUUCUCCACUUCCAUGUAGUUGGACUAUAAAAGAAAUUAGUUGUAGUGUUGUAUUUAUCGGGUGUUAGAAAUGAAAAUUACAUUCUAAUCCUUUUGGGUCUUUUUUUUCUUUUAAAACUAGAAAUGAUAUUUGGUUUGUGAUUGAUUUGUUUGUGUUGUAAUGAAUUUCUAUGGGGUAGAUCAGGGUAGUCUAACUUAUGAUCAUUAUUUAUGCUUUUGUUGUAAAAUAAAUUGAAGAUUUAUUUUUUUCCCCUCCA
Cucumis melo (muskmelon) is the source of this 1702-nucleotide messenger RNA. Its product is annotated as probable purine permease 10. The coding region runs from base 129 to 1337 and encodes 402 amino acids. Gene Ontology annotation, cellular component: membrane. The record is from RefSeq and is a predicted model, not a curated record. Gene Ontology annotation, molecular function: purine nucleoside transmembrane transporter activity. NCBI's taxonomy places the organism in Eukaryota, Viridiplantae, Streptophyta, Magnoliopsida, Cucurbitales, Cucurbitaceae. The transcript is spliced from 3 exons.